GGCGUUUGGGGAGUCGUCGGAGUUUCUUCCUGGAACGUGGAAGGACGAAACUAUUUGAGUGAUUCCCCAGGAACUUCAUGACUUUAUAGCCGCUGGGGGAGGGCGGGGCAAUCAGCAAAUGAAGAGUAUUCGCUUAGAGGCUCUCUAGAUUUCUGAGGCCGCAACGGGAACUAAAGCGCGUCUUCCAUACUAUUUCCGGAGGACCAAGAUUGCCACGGACAACCAGGAAGCGAUCGGGCUGGCAGCUGUCCCGGGGUUCUCCGCUCUAGUCUCGGGGUACCUCUCGGGGGUGCCCGGCACCGUGUUCCACUGCCCCCGCGUGACCCCUGCCCCGCCCCAGGCUCCGGCUCGGGCCCUUCACUUCGGAGUCGCCAUGUCGUCAGACUUCGAAGGCUAUGAGCAGGACUUUGCAGUGCUCACUGCAGAGAUAACCAGCAAGAUUACGAGGGUCCCCCGACUCCCGCCUGCUUGAACAGAUGGAUUUGGAAGUUCGAGAGAUACCACCCCAAAGUCGAGGAAUGUACAGCAACAGGAUGAGAAGCUACAAGCAAGAAAUGGGAAAACUUGAAACAGAUUUUAAAAGGUCACGGAUCGCCUACAGUGACGAAGUACGGAAUGAGCUCCUAGGGGAUGAUGGGAAUUCCUCCGAGAACCAGUUGAUAAAAUUACGUGAAGAGAGGGCACAUCUGCUCGAUAACACAGAGAGGCUGGAAAGGUCAUCUCGGAGACUAGAGGCUGGAUACCAAAUAGCAGUGGAAACCGAGCAAAUUGGCCAGGAGAUGCUGGAAAACCUCAGUCAUGAUAGAGAAAAGAUACAGAGAGCACGUGACAGACUUCGGGAAACAGAUGCUAACUUGGGGAAAAGCUCCAGAGUCCUGACAGGGAUGUUGCGAAGGAUUAUUGCUGGGUCAUGGUGCCUGUGCGAUUCUAUGACAACCCAGAUUCAAGCCCCCAGCCCCCACCUGAAGUGGGAGGGGGGACUUCACAGAGGUGGAGCAGUGCUAUAGAAUCAUCCAGAACCGCAUCCUUCUUGUCAUCUUGGGCAUCUUCCUGGUCAUCACCAUCCUGACUGCGAUCACCUUAUCUUUCCGAAGACAAUGAUGUAUCUGCUUCUCCUUGAUAAACAGCAACAAGGCGUGUUCUGAGUAAUUAAGACAAAAUGGUCACAUGAAUCAUUCUUGUGUGCUGACAGGCCCUGGGUGAACUCCGGCCCCCUUCUUACCCCUUGUUCAGCUGAAGUGUAAAGAGUGUAAAAAUAUUUUCUAUUCCUGUGUGCAUGUGGGUUGGUUUCCUUUUCUAGGUUUAUCUACCUGGAUUUGUUUUUUAUAGGGGAGGGUGAAUGUUUAUUUGGCCCUUUUUUCUGGGAAUUUUAUCUGUUGGUUAAUAUAACCUUGGUGACAUUCUUCUUGACCUUGUGGACAUGUCAGAGGGGUCACAGGUUGGGAGAGGGCAGGAUGAAUCUGGGGGUGGGGUGGGAGCCUCUCUAAUAGCCUGUGCUAUUUGUCGCAUGAAUUUUGUCACAAAGAAAGAGGCCCCCGAGCCAAUGCCCGGUUGCAGUAGUCCCUCCACCCUCAGUUCCUCCCCAGGUAUAGUGAACACAGUCAGCAAACCUGAGCACUUUCAUUGGAGAGGUGGGAAUUUUGAUAUCAGAUGUGCAGGAAGUCAACUUAGCACUUUGCGUUUGCCUACGCAUCAUAUUUUUAAAAACCCAAGAACAUCUUUUCCUCCAAACUCACCCAGUGUCCACUGUUCACAACUUGGGUUACUGGCGAUCCCCCCACUCCCAAAUAAAAUGUGCCCUGGCCUUCCCCAAACCCCCAACUCCCCCGAGUUUGCUGGCGACAUGAGCCCUGGUGCGGGCCGUCACUGUGACCUCCUCUCCCCAACCUGUGUAAGCAGCUCUAUAUAGCCUUUCACUUGUAAUAUCCACGUUGCCAAAAGCAGCUCUCAUACAUGCAAAAGGUCUGACAAGGUUCUCCCCACAUUCACUGCAGUAUGUAAAGAGAACAUGAAUAUUUCAGGAAGAGCAAGAACAUGAUUCCAUCGGUGUGAAAUUUCCAGUGUGAUUAUGAAUACGGUCAAGUCCUAGAGGAGCAGCUCACACUGAACUUGAUGGGAGACCCUCACUCACCACCUUGAGUCGAAUGAGGGGUGGCAGCCCGUUACAAAAGGACGGCCUGGGGUUUUUCACAAACAAAUGUCAACAGAGCUUUCCUGAACUGGCUCUGUGUCCAAACCUCUAGGACACUCUGGUUUUCUGUGGGUUCUUCCUAUCCCAGAGAAGGUCGUGGGGUGGGGAUGGGGGUGGAGGAGUGGGAAGGGACUGCGUUCAAAACAAGUUCGUUUAUGGCCAGGCUUAAAGCUGCCCAAGCUGUCAUUUCCCCCUGGUCAUAAAGCAAAAUGUUUUCUUUUCUUUUUUAUCUUUAAGACUUCAUAGGCACUAUCAGGACCCUACUAUCUUUUCAGUAUGAGCGAAUGAAUGCCUUGAUUCCUUAGAAAACAAAUCUGUUCAUGCCAUUAAAAACACUAACCAGGGAGUCGGGCUGUAGCGCAGCGGGCUAAGCACAGGUGGCGCAAAGCACAAGAACCGGCAUAAGCAUCCCGGUUCGAACCCCGGCUCCCCACCUGCAGGGGAGUCGCUUCACAGGCGGUGAAGCAGGUCUGCAGGUGUCUAUCUUUCUCUCCCCCUCUCUGUCUUCCCCUCCUCUCUCCAUUUCUCUCUGACCUAUCCAACGACGACAACAACAAUAAUAACUACAACAAGGGCAACAAAAGGGAAUAAAAAAAAAAAAAAAAAAAAAAACACUAACCACCGGGACCUAUAGUUUACAGUCACCUGGAUGCCACUCUGGAUCCCCCCCGGCUCAGGAGAGAACCAUUGUGGUUUCAGGAGGAGAUGCAGAAUGGCAAAAAUCCACUGGAGACAUUGUAACUUAUCGAAGCAGGCCAGGGUCUGCAUGUGUUCGGAUAAAUGAUUUAGUGUCGUGUAAAUAAAAACGGCUGCCUUGACUUCGCAGGGAUGGCAUGGGACUUGAGCAGAGUGAAAUAAGCCAGGCGAGGAGUGGGGAGCUGUGUUGACUUCUGUAUCAGCUGGAGGAAUCUAUCUCAGGCAGGAUCUUUUAAUUCCGAUAUCAGGAUUCUGCACGUGCAAAACACAGCAAAGAAACCACUGGAAAGCAAGGAAACGGGCAAGCUCAUUCUGAGACACUCGUGGUCACGAGCAUUAUGCUGACCUCUCUCUGGUGGCUUCCUUUGAAACUGGAAACUGAAGAGUGCAAGCAGGUAUUCCACUACCCCUCCUCCAGACACCAGACUCUUCCCAUGGCCACUGAGCAAGCCAGGUUGAUCUGAGCAUCUAAACUGGCCGCCUCACGAGUAUUUCACUGAAAUCUUGCAUUCUGAUAAAAUAGGCAGGAGGGGGCUCAUCCCUUGCUUCUCAGUGGCGUGUUUUGUUUUGUUCUGUUUUGUUUUUUUCUCUCGGGUUAUACAGCUUGAUCAGCUCUUGCCUGCAAUUUUGCCUCCCUCUUCAACCUUGGAGGUGGAAAUAGAUGAACUGAUAGCUCCUAACCUGGCAGCCCUGCCAAGCCCACCUAGAUGGGGACUCUGUCAGCUUGGGUGAUGAAUACUUUGUGAGGAAGCUGUUCUAAAGGUCCCCCAUAUAUACAUUAGAGGGCCUGCCUGGCCCUCCCAGAAGCUGGGGGAAAGACAAGAAGGAGAUCCCCCCAAGCAAACAGAUCAUGCCCCCUCCUCCCCCUGCUUCACUGGGGAAGGAAGAGAGCCCAGCAACUCAGAGCUGGUCACAGAUUGGAGAGAGACUCUGGAAACUUAGUAUGUAGACUUCCAUUGAUAAAUAUUUUGAACGUUGGGAGCCUUUGUUAAAAAUGAUGUUUGAGGGGGCAUGUGUAUGGGGAGGGGGGUGACGGAGGAAGGAUGAAGAUGGAGACUUACAGAGGAGGAAGAAGGCCUCACUAUCUAAAACUCAGACCGCCUAAACAGUUUUCCCUGGCAGGAUACAUAAAGCGAUGCUACCCUGCUCCUGAAUCAAAAGCAAUGCAAUUAAAGUCUCUUUAAGUUGUAAA
Messenger RNA from Erinaceus europaeus (western European hedgehog), 4079 nucleotides. It is a transcript of the gene VTI1A, whose product is annotated as vesicle transport through interaction with t-SNAREs 1A. The record is from RefSeq and is a predicted model, not a curated record. NCBI's taxonomy places the organism in Eukaryota, Metazoa, Chordata, Mammalia, Eulipotyphla, Erinaceidae. The transcript has 9 exons. Gene Ontology annotation, cellular component: late endosome membrane; SNARE complex; endoplasmic reticulum membrane. Gene Ontology annotation, molecular function: SNARE binding; SNAP receptor activity. The coding region runs from base 477 to 1007 and encodes 176 amino acids. Gene Ontology annotation, biological process: intra-Golgi vesicle-mediated transport; intracellular protein transport; vesicle fusion with Golgi apparatus.